Molecule: messenger RNA, 499 nt
Organism: Arachis duranensis
Lineage: Eukaryota; Viridiplantae; Streptophyta; Magnoliopsida; Fabales; Fabaceae
Product: probable tRNA N6-adenosine threonylcarbamoyltransferase, mitochondrial
Exons: 3
Coding region: 182-439 (85 amino acids)
Cellular component (GO): mitochondrion
Source: RefSeq, a predicted model, not a curated record
CUUCUAUAAGACACCUGGUAGUUUCUAGUCUGAAUAGUUUCUUUCUUUCAAAUAACAUCAAUUCUUCCUUUUCUAAUUAUUUUACAUCAAAAAAUCUAAAUGACUUUCUAUUUUAUGUCAUAUACUGCAGGUUAUCUCUGGUGGCGUUGCAUCAAAUAAAUAUGUUCGAUCUCGGCUUGAUAUGGUUGUGAAGAAGAAUGGCUUGCAACUUGUAUGCCCUCCUCCCCGGCCUUGUACUGACAAUGGUGUAAUGGUAGCUUGGACUGGCAUUGAACACUUCCGCAUGGGAAGAUAUGACCCUCCUCUGCCUGCAGAAGAACCAGAAGACUUCGUGUAUGAUUUGCGGCCGAGGUGGCCGCUGGGGGAAGAAUAUGCCAAAGGAAGAAGUGAAGCAUGCUCGAUAAGAAGGGUCGUCUUCAUCCAUCUCUUGCGUCUAUAAUUGAAGCAUCAUCACAGCAGGGACAUUGCAUGUACUUCCAUGUUGCUUCAGCUUCUUCAU